AUGAAAGGUCGCUGGCGUUACACUCGGCUGCCCAGCCAGGUGGAUGACGCUCUAUCUGCGGAGGAGGGUGAGGAGGAGGAAGAGGAGACAGCCCCAGCCCCGGCCCCCGUCUCAGCUCCUGCUCCGGAAGAUCCCGUGGGGCCCCAACUGGCAGAAGCCAGCCAGGUUCUAGGAGCCUCGGAGAUUAGGCAGCUCAGCCUCCACCUCCCCCCACGAGUCACCGGACAUCCCUGGAGCCUGGCCUUCUGCACGUCGAGAGAUGGCUUCAGCCUGCGGAGCUUGUACAGGCAGAUGGAAGGCCACAGUGGGCCGGUGCUGCUGGUGCUGAGGGACCAGGAUGGGCAGAUGUUUGGAGCCUUCUCUUCCUCGGCCAUUCGACUCAGCAAAAGCUUCUAUGGUACCGGAGAGACAUUCCUCUUCUCCUUCUCCCCACAGCUAAAGGUCUUCAAGUGGACAGGAAGCAACUCUUUUUUUGUGAAAGGAGACUUGGAUUCACUGAUGAUGGGCAGCGGCAGUGGCCAGUUUGGGCUGUGGUUGGAUGGAGACUUGUACCAUGGGGGAAGCCACCCUUGUGCAACCUUCAAUAAUGAGGUGCUGGCCCGGCAAGAGCAGUUCUGCAUCAAGGAGCUGGAGGCCUGGGUCCUGAGCUGA
Neomonachus schauinslandi (Hawaiian monk seal) is the source of this 651-nucleotide messenger RNA. RefSeq names its product TBC/LysM-associated domain containing 2 (gene TLDC2). The record is from RefSeq and is a predicted model, not a curated record. Gene Ontology annotation, biological process: response to oxidative stress. Gene Ontology annotation, cellular component: nucleus. NCBI's taxonomy places the organism in Eukaryota, Metazoa, Chordata, Mammalia, Carnivora, Phocidae.